This is a messenger RNA of Ascochyta rabiei, 1872 nucleotides long. RefSeq lists its product as uncharacterized. Bases 1 to 1872 code for a protein of 623 amino acids. The record is from RefSeq and is a predicted model, not a curated record. Lineage: Eukaryota; Fungi; Ascomycota; Dothideomycetes; Pleosporales; Didymellaceae. The transcript has a single exon.
AUGGACCGUAUCGUCGCACCGUCUAACUCUAGAGUCGAUUCACGCAACCACCGUCACGUGCAAUACACGCUAACGGAGAAAGAGCUGGGAAGAGAGUCAGAUCGCUACGAGCAAGAGAAGGUCCACGCCGACGAGCCCUUGUUGAUCAGGGAGCACAAGAGGCGGACUGUCAUGGGCAACUCGCAUCGCAGGUUCCAUCGAAGGGCGUCUCAGGCCAGCGCCAGAACCUUGACUGUGAACGUCGAAGUUGUGGCUACACUGGAUACCGCUGGAAAUGUGGUUGCACAGGCUACCAUAACGCAGCUUGACUCAAGUGCCCCAGCCGAAACCACCCAGGCGCUGCCAGUUACCAAUGCCAUCGGUGUCUCAGCGCCUCCCGCGGUAGCACCGUCAUCUGCGCCAAUCGUAGCGGCAGCAGCAGCAUCGGCUCCAGAAGUACCAUCAGUGGCGUCGUUAUCAUCAGAAACACGGUCAGCGGUACCCUCAACACCGUCGGAACGGUCGCAAGCAUCGGCCCCAUCAGCAUCAGCUGAGCCAACCGCGGCCACUGUGGUUGCGCUGCCUUCUGUGCCAUCGGUACCCGCUGUGCCGAGCGUCUCCUUUCCAUCUGUUCCCGCCGUUCCUCCGUUCCCCAGUACUCUCACAGUACCUGCGUAUCCGUAUGCUUCUUCGACCCCUAGUAAGAUGGCUGCCAAUGCCGUCUCGAUUACAUCAGCGUCUUCGGCUUCGACUGAUGCAAGCAGCAGCCCAACACUGGUUGCUGCACUGACCGCAACGACAAGCACAAACUCUACCAUAUCCGGCAUCUCUAGCAGCACUUCGUCGAUUGCAUCAUCAGUGCUGGUUCCCUCGCCUACUCUCCUUUCCACCAUGAGCGGGUUUAUGUUUUCAUCGUCAUCCGGAGCGGCAACAUGGCAGUCUGCCAUCUCAUCUGGAGUCUCAACAUCUGGAGUCUCAACAUCUGGUUCUUCUUGGUCUGGGGCUUCCCUCUCAACCUCGGCCCCUUCAUACUCUGCUACACCUACCGAAUCCCUGGAUGCUGCCGGCUCUGCCUCGUUCUACGGUAGUGGCGGCCCUGGCUGGAACGGAGGUACUGAGACUGCGGCAGCAGGCGCACCCACAGGUUCAACAGCCGCUAUCAGUGGGGACGAGGCAGACGGAACUGAACCUCUCGACACUCCACAAGUUGUGGGAAGCGUAGUCGGCAGUCUGGCCGGCGCUGCGCUCAUUUUGGCGAUUAUUCUGAUCCUUCUCCGCCGCCACAAGCGCAGGCAGAAUGGUGGGGCUCUUCAGCUCGCAGAUGAUCGUCGCCCACACCAGGAGCAGGCCAUGCGGCAAGUGCAGGCUCCAGCACCGGCAAGAGCCAGCCUUGUCCCUUCAGCCUUCCUCAAUCGCUUCUCUGGACUUUCAAGAUCAACAGCCGAAACAAGCUCGCCCACAGAAAGAAGCUUCCAGAGGGUGUCUGGACGCAAGCUCCCGUCUGCUUUCAGCGAAGGCAUGACCUCGGACCAAUUCUCACGAGGCGGCACCAUGUCUGGCUCAUCCUUUUACCAGGACGAGCACGGCACGUACGGCGGGCCUGGAGCGCUGAAUAAGGAAUACGGUGGAGACCUUGGGAAGGAGAUUGGCGGAGCAGCUUUUGCUGGUGGCGCGGGCACGAUGAACCUUCGGCCCAGUCCAGCUAGAACGCCAGUCAUCCGCCAUCCCGACGCAAACCCGUUCAACGACACAAAUCGCCCCACACUCAGUCCACCCAUGUCGCCUAAUCCCUUCUCGUCACCCAAUAUUGAUCUGUCGCCUCGGGCUGCUCUUGGGAGAAGUCUCCACUCGGCCGAUGGCUCUAGAAGCUCACGCUUCACCGAAAAUGUCUGA